CAGGUACUUGGAAAAGAUGGUGCUUCAGAGACUCGGGAACUUGCUGUGCAGCGAUGUUUCUAUCAGGGAUUUAUCAGAAAUGACAGCUCAUCUUCUGUUGCUGUGUCUACGUGUGCUGGCUUGUCAGGUCUAAUAAGGACACGAAAAAAUGAGUUCCUCAUUUCACCGUUACCUCAGCUGCUGGCUCAGGAACACAACUACAGUGCCCCAGCAGGCCACCAUCCUCACGUACUGUACAAAAGGACAGCAGAGAAGAAGGUCCAGCAGUACCAAGGCUACCCUGGCUCUCACCGGACCUACCCUGCUCACUCCCCAAGUCUCACUGCCACUGCCUCCCAGAGCCAAGACACAGAGUACCGCCAUCGAAGGUGGCAGAAGCAGCAUUUUUGUGGACGACGCAAGAAAUGUAUAUGCCCCCAAGCCUCCCGCAGAGGACACUUAUCGCCGGUUUGAUGAAUAUGGGAGUGCAGGGCGGCCCAGACGAUCAGCUGGCAAGUCCCAAAAGGGCCUCAGUGUGGAAACCCUUGUGGUGGCAGAUACCAGGAUGGUGGAAAAGCAUGGCAAGGGCAAUGUCACCACAUACAUUCUCACAGUCAUGAACAUGGUCUCCAGCUUAUUUAAAGAUGGAACAAUUGGAAGUGACAUCAACAUUGUUGUAGUUAGCCUCAUUCUUUUGGAACAAGAACCGGGGGGGCUGCUCAUCAACCAUCAUGCAGACCAGUCUCUGAGUAGUUUUUGUCAGUGGCAGUCUGCUCUGGUUGGAAAGAACGGCAAGCGACAUGACCACGCCAUCCUACUCACGGGAUUUGAUAUCUGUUCCUGGAAGAAUGAGCCAUGUGACACACUAGGGUUUGCCCCUAUCAGCGGAAUGUGCAGUAAGUACCGAAGCUGUACCAUCAACGAGGACACAGGACUUGGCCUCGCUUUCACCAUCGCACAUGAGUCAGGGCACAACUUUGGCAUGAUUCAUGAUGGCGAAGGCAACCCCUGCAGGAAGGCUGAAGGCAACAUCAUGUCUCCAACGCUGACUGGAAACAACGGGGUGUUUUCAUGGUCUUCUUGCAGCCGACAGUAUCUCAAGAAAUUCCUUAGCACCCCUCAGGCUGGCUGCCUAGUGGAUGAGCCCAAGCAAACAGGACAGUAUAAAUAUCCGGACAAACUACCAGGACAGAUUUAUGAUGCUGACACACAGUGUAAGUGGCAGUUUGGAGCAAAAGCCAAGCUCUGCAGCCUUGGCUUUGUGAAGGACAUUUGCAAAUCUCUUUGGUGCCACCGAGUGGGCCACAGGUGUGAGACCAAGUUCAUGCCUGCAGCAGAAGGAACUGUGUGUGGCUUGAGUAUGUGGUGUCGGCAAGGCCAGUGUGUAAAGCUUGGGGAGCUAGGGCCCCGACCCAUCCAUGGUCAAUGGUCGGCCUGGUCGAAGUGGUCUGAGUGUUCCCGGACUUGUGGAGGAGGAGUCAAGUACCAGGAGCGACACUGCAAUAACCCCAAGCCUCAGUAUGGUGGCAAGUUCUGUCCAGGAUCUAGUCGUAAUUACAAGCUAUGCAACGUUAACCCUUGCAGUGAAAAUAGCUUGGAUUUCCGAGCCCAGCAGUGUGCAGAAUAUAACAGCAAGCCUUUCCGGGGAUGGUUCUACCAGUGGAAACCCUAUAUGAAAGUGGAAGAGGAAGAUCGAUGCAAACUAUACUGCAAAGCUGAGAACUUUGAAUUUUUUUUUGCAAUGUCCGGCAAGGUGAAAGAUGGAACUCCUUGUUCCCCACACAAAAAUGAUGUCUGUAUUGAUGGGAUUUGUGAACCUGUGGGAUGUGAUCAUGAACUUGGCUCUAAAGCAGUUUCAGAUGCAUGUGGUGUUUGCAAAGGUGAUAAUUCGACUUGCAAGUUUUAUAAAGGCCUAUUCCUCAAUCAGCCCAAAGCAAAUGAAUAUUAUACAGUCGUCACCAUUCCAGCUGGGGCCCGAAGCAUCGAGAUACAGGAGCUACAGAUUUCCUCCAGCUAUCUUGCUGUUCGAAGCCUCAGUCAAAAGUACUACCUCACAGGUGGCUGGAGCAUUGACUGGCCUGGAGACUUCCCCUUCGCUGGGACCACAUUUGAAUACCAGCGUUCCUUUAACCACCCAGAACGUCUGUAUGCACCAGGACCCACAAAUGAGACUCUGGUCUUUGAAAUUCUGAUGCAAGGCAAGAAUCCAGGGAUCGCUUGGAAGUACACACUUCCCAAGGUCAUGAAUGGAACUCAGCCAGCCACAAAGAGACACCAUCAUACCUGGAGCACAGUGCAGUCGGAUUGCUCUGUCUCCUGUGGGGGAGGUUACAUAAGUGUAAAGGCCAUUUGCUUACGAGAUCAAAAUAUUCAAGUCAAUUCCUCAUUCUGCAAUGUAAGAACCAAGCCAACAACAGAACCCAAAAUAUGCAAUGCUUUCUCCUGCCCAGCCUAUUGGAUGCCAGGUGAAUGGAGUGUGUGCAGCAAGUCAUGUGCAGGGGGUCAGCAGAGCCGGAAGAUACGGUGUGUGCAGAAGAAGCCUUUCCAAAAAGAGGAGGCUGUCCUGCAUUCUUUCUGCCCAGUGAGCACACCUACUCAGGUUCAAGUCUGCAACAGCCAUGCCUGCCCUCCAGAGUGGAGCCUUGGGCCCUGGUCUCAGUGUUCUAAGACCUGUGGAAGAGGAGUAAGAAGACGUGAGCUCCUGUGUAAAAACUCUGCAGCAGAAACACUCCCUGAGAGCCUGUGCUCCAGCAGCCUUAGGCCUGAGGCACAGGAGGUCUGUGUGCUGGGACGAUGUCCCAAAAAUACCCGGCUCCAGUGGAUCACCUCUUCAUGGAGUGAGUGUUCUACAACCUGUGGUUUGGGUGUGAGGAAGAGAGACCUGACGUGCAGCGAGAAGACACUGCAGGGGAAACUGGUAACUUUCCCAGAGCGUAGAUGCCGCAAUAUUAAGAAACCAAACCUGGACUUGGAAGAAACCUGCAACCUAAAGGCUUGUCCGGUGUACAACAUAGCAGCUGGAUGGUAUUCGUCACCAUGGCAACAGUGCACAGUAACCUGUGGGGGAGGAGUGCAAACCCGGUCUGUCCACUGUGUGCAGCAAGGCCGGCCAUCAUCAGGUUGUCUACUCCAUCAGAAGCCUCCAGUGCUCCGAGCCUGUCAUACAAACUUCUGUCCAGCUCCAGAAAAGAGAGAGGACCCAUCCUGUGUGGAUUUCUUCAGCUGGUGUCAUCUAGUCCCUCAGCAUGGUGUCUGCAACCACAAGUUUUAUGGCAAACAGUGCUGCAAAUCAUGCACAAGGAAGAGCUGAUCUCAAGCCUCUGUCCAUCUCUAGGGGUCCAGCCUCAGAAACCAAGUACUACGAGCUGCUUGGAAGCUGCUGCAAAGCGUGAAGCAUGGAAAGCUGGCCACCAGCCUCCAUAUUCAAUUUUCUGAAGCACAUGGUGCUCUGAAGCCUAUGAUAAUGGGAAGCGAUGACAAAUCUUACUGAAGAAACAAACUUGAUUUGCACUGUUACAUGAACAAAUUAACAUGUUACACUGAGAUAUGUCACAUUUUCAUCUUAACAAAGUGAGAAUAUUGACAACAUUGGGACAAGUCCUAUAUUCAUCCCCUACCCCUUAACCUCGAAAUUCAAAGGAUUCAGUGGCAAAGACAUCUGUUUUCAAAAAGGUUCUUUAAGACUGAGACUUGGAGCCAUCAUGUAUGGAUGGGACACUCUUCUUAACAAAUAGUUGCUGGGCAUUCAUAAUUUGGACACCCACACCUGGUUCUACUAGAAGCUGAAUGGUGCUCAUAUUGCUGCUUGCUGCUGGGCUGGCAGGCUUCGUGUUAUGUUCAGUUAUUGUUUGUGUAUUUUUUAUUAUUUUGUUUCAGUUAUAUUCUGCUCAUAGAGAGUCUCUAAGACUGAAAUUCACCACUUCAAAAUUAUUGCAAGUCAUACUCUGAAAAUAGCUCUGCACAGGCUACUUAAGAACUUCAUGUAAUUGAGAUUUACAAUUGGAAGAAAAAACUCUGUCAAAUACAGACUGAUGUCCUUCACAUGGUUUUAACUUUAUUACUUUUGGUGCUUGGUGAAUGAGAAUGUCAGGGAAGGCUGGUGCCUCCUCUUUAGGAAUAAGAAUUGAUGACAUGAUCCUUUUGGUAAAAAUAGGUGCUAAUGGCAAAAUGGUGUGUUUCUAAUAUUCCAUAGAUGUUAUCAGAGUGCCUGGAAAAUUAAAGGCUGCUAUGGGGCUUUUUCCUACCAACAGACAAGGAAAAAUAAAACAGUGGCAAGAGAAAAAAACAUCUGUCUUCUUGAUACAUUAAUAAUAUUAAUAAAUCAGAUUGUGCCAAGACCCUUACAUGAAUAAGAGCAUUUCACAGUUUCAGAAUUGUUUCAGUCAUCAGAAGCCAGCUAUGGAUGAGAAUUAACAAGUUUAAAAUUGUUCUGAAUUGGAAAAACACCACACUAUUUGGCCAAAACCAAAGUAUAACUUAUAAGACUGUGUCCUCCUGUAAUUUUUUGAGAAGUGGUUCUAAAGGGCAUAUUUAUAUAAUACUUCUCUACCCUCCCAACUUCUUUGAUGAAUGUAACCCAAUUUUACUGCUUUAAAAAGUCUUGGUUCAAACAGGAUCACCAGCUCAGCAUAACUAAAUGGACAAUGGUUUGCCAAAUUUAGCAGUGUUUUUUGUCCCCAUCCUAAUUGAAAUCACAAGUUCUUGAACCCCAUGGAAGUAAAAAUUAGAAGUGUCUCUUAAUCUUCUUGGCUUGGCCUUUAGUGGCCAUUUUGUUGUAGAAAAAAAAAAUGGUUCCAGAAUACUAUCCCCAGGCCCUCUAACAAGUGGAAGCUAUUUGUGUCUUUAUAUAACUAUCAUUUUAUUUUAUGGAAAAAUUAAUUUAUUAAUAGCCUAUUCUUAUGUGUUCUCACUCAUUUCUCUGAGUAAGUGAUUAAUUCUGAGGAAAAAAUGUUGAAUAAAACUAUGGAUAAUAAUGAAAAGUCAAAAUUUAUGUGUAAUAUUUAAUUAUUUUAUAAGUUUUAUAAUAAAGUAUUCUGUUUCUUUAUCUUU
This is a messenger RNA of Jaculus jaculus (lesser Egyptian jerboa), 5028 nucleotides long. It is a transcript of the gene Adamts18, whose product is annotated as ADAM metallopeptidase with thrombospondin type 1 motif 18. Gene Ontology annotation, molecular function: metalloendopeptidase activity. Gene Ontology annotation, cellular component: extracellular matrix. The record is from RefSeq and is a predicted model, not a curated record. The transcript is spliced from 21 exons. The coding region runs from base 149 to 3289 and encodes 1046 amino acids. Gene Ontology annotation, biological process: proteolysis; extracellular matrix organization. NCBI's taxonomy places the organism in Eukaryota, Metazoa, Chordata, Mammalia, Rodentia, Dipodidae.